GAGCGAUGUAAACAUGGCAGCCUCCAGUGCUCGCUGCUCUGCACGUUGGCUGUCAGCCGGUUUACCUGGAAUCCGCAGCACCUGUGCACUUUUAAAGUCUUCUCAACACGGAGAUAUUUCGGCUUUGACGAAAUGGAGUACUCGCAGUUAUGUAACGGGUGGUAAUUUAAGCUGUUGGAGGCAUAGAGGUGGUGUGACAUUGAAGGGGGUGUCAGAGUUGAGGAGCCACAGUGUUUGCAGCUCUCAAUUCUUCCACACCAGCUCUGUGUGCCAUCAACAGGAUUUCUAUGAGGUUUUGGGGGUUCCUCGUACAGCCACUCAGAAAGAGAUUAAGAAAGCAUACUACCAGUUGGCCAAGAAAUAUCAUCCAGACACCAACCCAGAUGACCCCCAAGCUAAAGAGAAGUUUGCCAAACUGGCAGAGGCAUAUGAGACCCUCAGUGAUGAGCUGAAAAGGAAACAGUAUGACACAUAUGGUUCUGCUGGUCCGAGCUCAAGUGGGACGGGGCAGCAGCAGUACUGGAGAGGCGGAGCCAGCGUGGACCCAGAGGAGCUGUUCAGGAAAAUCUUUGGAGAGUUUGCGGGAGGACGUGGCUUUGGAGACCUCAACUCAAUGUUUGAACAGACACCUGAAUUUGUGAUGGAGCUGACGUUCAUUCAGGCUGCUAAGGGCGUGAAUAAGGAGAUAACGGUCAACAUAGAUGAUAGCUGCCCACGCUGUGAUGGAAAAGGUCAUGAACCGGGAACUAAAGUCUCACACUGUCACUAUUGCAACGGUACAGGCAUGGAGUCUAUAAACACCGGUCCCUUUGUGAUGCGCUCUACAUGUAGGCGGUGUGGUGGGCGGGGCUCUAUCAUCAUCACUCCCUGUGUCAUGUGCAGAGGAACAGGACAAACCAAGCAAAAACAGACUGUCAUGGUGCCUGUGCCCGCAGGUAUAGAGGACGGACAGACAGUAAAGGUCCCGGUUGGGAAGAAAUACAUGUAUGUUACAUUUAGGGUCCAGAGGAGUCCAGUAUUUCGUCGUGACGGGUCUGAUAUCCAUUCUGAUGUGAUGAUUUCAGUAGCACAAGCGAUCCUAGGAGGAACAGCCAAAGCACAGGGCCUGUACAGUGCCAUCGACAUUGCGAUUCCUCCAGGCAUUCAGACAGACCAGAAGAUCAGACUGGCGGGAAAAGGCAUCCCACGCAUGAAUAGUUUUGGUUAUGGAGACCAUCACGUACAUAUCAAAAUCAAAAUUCCCAAAAAGCUGACAAACCGGCAGCGAAACUUGCUCCUUAGCUAUGCAGAAGAUGAGACAGAUGUGGAGGGGACUGUUAAUGGAGUUACCAAACCAGCCACAGGAAGCUCUCAGGCUGAAAAGACCUCAGAAUCAGGGCAGAGCAGAGAAGAAGAGCCAGAGAAAGAAGAAGGUGGAUUUUUCUCUAAAUUAAAGAAGAUGUUCACCUGAAGGUCAUGGAAGGUAAAGGAUCUUCAAGGCACUGAACAUUAAGGGUCUCUCUCUUCACAUUUGCUUGAAGGUUCGUCCUUUGGUCAAAGAAGGAUGUGGAGCAAGAAAGAAACACAAAGACCCUGCAGAGCAGCAAAUUACAUUUCCAAUCACCGAUCUGCUCAUACAGAUAUAAGUGAAGGCAAAUGAGAAUUGCACUGAUUCUGAUUUUUUUUUUAAUGUAGUGGAAUUCUUAGGACCCUCCACCAAUUCUCAGCCUGAUGAUGACAUACACCUAGUCUCUUUGUGCUAAAUGUGUGCUGUUGCUCAGUGUAUAUUGUUGUUUCUGAGGGGAAUGUCUGAAUAAAUGUUCAGAACAUUAUAA
This is a messenger RNA of Myxocyprinus asiaticus (Chinese sucker), 1814 nucleotides long. RefSeq names its product DnaJ heat shock protein family (Hsp40) member A3b (gene dnaja3b). Gene Ontology annotation, biological process: response to heat; protein folding; mitochondrion organization. Gene Ontology annotation, molecular function: ATP binding; protein kinase binding; heat shock protein binding. Bases 14 to 1450 code for a protein of 478 amino acids. Gene Ontology annotation, cellular component: mitochondrion. The transcript is spliced from 12 exons. The record is from RefSeq and is a predicted model, not a curated record. NCBI's taxonomy places the organism in Eukaryota, Metazoa, Chordata, Actinopteri, Cypriniformes, Catostomidae.